Molecule: messenger RNA, 6604 nt
Organism: Monopterus albus (swamp eel)
Lineage: Eukaryota; Metazoa; Chordata; Actinopteri; Synbranchiformes; Synbranchidae
Gene: scarf2
Product: scavenger receptor class F, member 2
Exons: 15
Coding region: 1554-4283 (909 amino acids)
Biological process (GO): heterophilic cell-cell adhesion
Cellular component (GO): focal adhesion
Molecular function (GO): scavenger receptor activity
Source: RefSeq, a predicted model, not a curated record
CGGCACCCUUAAAAAAGGGGGAGUAGUAGGUGGUAACUUCAAUCUGCUGUAUUUCAAAACAACUUUUUUAUUGUUUCAGGAUUCAAAUCCACAGCACUGACUGCUCUAUCCCUCGAGAAAACAACAAAGAAACAUGUCUGUUUACAUCAAUAACAGUCAAGGCCAUUUUACCUUGAGCCUCACACAGGCAGACAAGUGGCUGUCUGUCUUUGACUGACAAACAAAGUGCAGAUACGCACAAGCUGAGUUAAAAGGAAUACAAAAGGAUAGGCCCCCCGGCCCCCCAGAGAGGGCACUAUAGCAUCACUCUACACUUGACCUCUCCUCCCCUCAUCAUGAGCAGCCGGGAGCUCAUGUAACCAUACAGAUGACUGAACAGUAAGAAUGCUGAACAUCACAGAUUAUUGGAGCCCCUGUCAAACCCUGCUGUCUGUGAUUAAGCUGGCUUAAUGCACCUUGCUCUCCACCUUUAUGCCUCCGACUGGCUGAUGUCUUCCUCAACACUGUAGUCGAGGAUGGAUCUGACACCAAAGGCCUGGUUCUUCUUGAUCAGCGGUCUGAUGGUCCUGUGAUCCUCUCCAGCCACAAACUGGCCAUAAAAUGUCAUCUUCAUGAGCUGGUCAAAGGCUCUCUGGCCAAGCGUUUUCUUACCUAGAGUCAUUAUCUGGGCAGAAAGAGUGACAGCACACUAUUUGGAUAUGUACAUGUAUAUAACGUGUCUGUUAUUUAUUUUUAAUAGUCCUAAUUUCAAAUCAAAGAGUGAAUUAUUGCAACUACACUAUGAAUCAGAGUAAUGUCAGAUUAAUUAUUACUUCACAUUCAGGGUCAUCACUUGCUUUCGGCCAAGUUUUCCAGUGAUUCCAUGAAAAAUAUGGAAAGAAUGAACCUGCAGUACGGUACUCCCAUGCAUCACCGUAUGCAUUAAUACAGGAAUAACAAUAUAAAUAUGUCUAGCACUAUCCAAUCUAUGUUAUCGGUGAGAAUGACUAGUGUUGCAAUGAACUACAUACAAUUGUACAGGUGGCCAGUGAGUGUAUAUUUCCUAGUGUGCCACUCGUUUGCCACCUACAUGUCUAACAACAGCUGAUUAUAUUAUGCCACUCCUGUGGCCCAAUUAACCAUCAUGCACGGUAAUAUUUUGAAUAUGCAAAUGUUGUGAAAAGUGUUUAGGUAAUUAAAUAAGAGCCAAACAACAAAACAGUUAAAUAAUAGAGUAUUAAUAGAAUGUACAUUGUAUAUUGUGCCCAGUAACGCUAAACAUUGGUGCAUAUAGGUAGGCCUAUACUAUAUUUCCCCCUGAAAGUGGACGUUUUGCCUGAUGAGCACUUUUGUACAUUUUGCUGACUAUAACCUAGUUUUACCUGACUAAAACUUAUUCUUUUACUGAGCAUUUAUCCAUUGUAGCAUGAUGUGCUUAAAGGCCCUAAAUACGUCGUACACCAGUGAUUCUUUUGAUAAUACUUAAUAAUUUGUUUCAGAAACUUGUCUUGCAAGGAAACGACCUCAUUCCCUUGGAGAGCACUAAAUUGGAGACAGAUUGGCUGCUACUAUUCAUGUCAUCAGGAUGGGUGUGCUGCAGUGGAUGGGGCCAGCUAGGAGAUGAAUGCCUGACACCUCUCUGCAAAGGCAACUUCACCUGCAAGGAAAAUGAGGUGUGUGUCAGGCCGAAUGAAUGUCGCUGUCGUCAUGGAUACUUUGGAGCUAGCUGUGACACUAAGUGUCCUGCCCAGUUUUGGGGGCCUGACUGCAAGGGGAAAUGUAAUUGUCACCCCAAUGGUCAGUGUGAUGAUUUGACUGGCGAGUGUACCUGCAACCACAAUCGCUGGGGACCAAACUGUGAGAACGCGUGCUUAUGCCAAAAGGGCAAAUGUGACCAAGAGACGGGCAAAUGCACAUGCCACCCUGGCUUUUGGGGUCCCCAGUGCAACAACAACUGCUACUGCAGCAUCAACUCUGUAUGUGAUGCAGUGACGGGGCGAUGUAUGUGCAACUCUGGCUGGACAGGGAGGAACUGUGGAAUCCAGUGUAACUGUAACAAUUCACCAUGCGACCAGUUCACGGGACGUUGCCAGUGCCGAGAGAGGCUGUGGGGCCCACGAUGUGAACGAUAUUGUCAGUGUGUUCAUGGCAAGUGCAACCAGGCAGACGGCUCGUGUACCUGUACACCAGGGUACCGUGGGAAGUUCUGCAGAGAACCGUGUCCUGCUGGAUUCUAUGGUCAAAACUGCAGGAACAGGUGUGGACACUGCAAGGGCCAGCAGCCCUGUAAGGUGACAGAGGGAACCUGCAUCACCUGCGACCGAGGCUGGAACGGAACACGAUGUGAUCAGCUCUGCUCCAAGGGCUUCUUUGGUGAAAACUGCCAGGAAGUGUGUCCCACCUGUAAAGACGGUCACCACUGUGACCCCAUUCAUGGCAAGUGCUCUCACUGUAACCCUGGCUGGAUUGGGGACAGGUGUGAGGUGCGCUGCCCCAAUGGCACGUAUGGUGAGAACUGUGAGAACAACUGCAGUCACUGUUUUAACGGCAUCUGUCAUGUUGUCACCGGAGAGUGUCUAUGUGACCCAGGGUUUUAUGGCACCUACUGCAAUAUGACCUGUCAACCUGGCCAGUACGGAGUGAACUGCAACCUAACUUGCUCUUGCCAUGAGAAGAACUGUGAUCCUGUGUCUGGUGCCUGCUAUCUCCAGCCCAACCAGAGGAUGGGUGUUAUUGCAGCUGGAACCCUCGUCUCCUUUUUACUGAUUGUCCUCCUCUCGCUGCUUUGUUGCUGUUGCCUGUGUCGACACAAAGACGACCACAACAAAAAAGCCAAGCGGAUCCUGUGUGGACGAUUCAGCCGAAUCAGCACUAAACUUCCUCGUAUUCCACUGAGGCGACAGAAACUGCCCAAAGUAGUCGUAGCCCACCACGACCCCGAGAACACCUUCAACUGCAGCUUUGUCGAGCCCCCCUCAGCAGCUGAGCAGCCCUCCCCCUCCUCCUGGUCAUCCCAGGAGUCCUUCUCUUCCUUUGAGAGCGGAGACGAGGGCCCAGUGUACUGUGUGCCCCAUGAAGAAUCUGUGAAUGAAAGCAAAGAGACGCGCAGCCCCAGCCCAGCAACAGAGAAGCCAGAGGCCAUCCCUAAUGAGGAGGAUGCAGGGGAGUACACCUCCCUGAAAGACACCAGUGCCACAAAAGCAGAAGGCAGCGAGCAGCCCCUGCUCAAGUCCUCUGACAGUGAGGGCUCCACCAGUGGAUCUGAGUCCACUACUGCAGCUCUCUAUGCACGCAUUGCCCGCCUCUCUAAGCAGUCCAAGGACGACGAUGGUAGUGGCAAGGACGGGGAUGGCACUUCUACGCCAGAGGUUAAGCGCAAUGGAAAGCCACCACCUUCACCUGGCAAGCCCAAACCACGCCCACCAGACCCAUCCACUAAACCCAAGGUAUCAUGGAUACAUGGAAAUACCACGGGGUCUCCCCAGGCAGAGCAGCAGGGGCAGGGGGGAAUGAAAGCACUUACUGUGCCAAAGGAGAAAAAGAGGAGCUCCAGCAAUAGCUCAUCCAAGAGUGAGGAGCGGCAGAAGACAAAGGAGAGGAACCGUGAGCAGCAGAAGAAACAGGAGGGGAAGGAGGCAGAUGUCAGCAAACACAAGCCUCAGCGAGGGAAGAAGUCUGAGGGUGAGCACAGCAGUCCCAGCCACAUGGAGCACAUCAAUGGUGUUGUUCAGAAUGCCCUCAAGAAGAUUAGUAGCUUCCACAGCUCCUCAUCUGAGAAAAAGAGUGCUGACAGUCCAAAGGACACCACCAAGGAGCCACCCAAGAGCCCCAAGGUCAUCCAUCCUCAUAUGAACUCUGAGGCAGCCACGCUGCUGGCUGCUCAGCUCAAGGAGAAAACCCAAAGCAUCAACAGGAAUGAGGGGACAGGCCUGACAAAGACCAACGGUCUCUCCACCCCAAAGGGAACCCGGGAGAAGCCCACACCUCCACAGAAAACCAAGAGGACACCCUCCAGUGGAACGAGCCAACAGGGCUCUAUCAAGCCCCUGCUGCCCACCUCAACAAGCCUCCAGAAGAUGGUGGCACCUGUCACCACUGACCUUAUGGUCUCUGAAGCCAAGAGCCCGGAGAAGCAGGACUUGAACGGCUCAAGGGCAGGGGACCCAAUGUUGGAUCUGACACCAAAGAAGACUCCAAUAAAAAAACCACCCAGGAAGAAAGGUAAGGAGGGUGCUUUGGAUACAGCUGAAAGUAAAACACCCCAGCAAAAGACAGCCAUCAUGCCACCACAGGUAGUGAAGUGAACACUUGUGAUGGAGUUCCAAAAAACUAAAAUGGAUUUGUUGAUAGGUGAACCACAUAGUUUUUCAAUGAAGGAAUUUAAACAUUUUUAUGUGAGAGUGUGCUGUGACUCCAGGACCAGUGAAGAGUGAGUGUGUUUAAAUCAAGGGUGCAACCAAGUCAUACUGGUGAGUUGUAUUAUAAUGACCUCUAUAGACCAUUGUACUACAUUUCAAGAAUCUUUUUUCUGUAACAACUAUGUAUCAAUCUUAGACCACAACCUGUGGCUAAGCUGGACACAACUGUGAGAACAGCGGUGCACAAACAUAAUCCAUAGUUCGUUCAUGUCUAUUCCUCUGUGUUAUGUCCACUACUUAAUUUAUAUAUGGAUUGCUUUUCAGGUUUCUCAACUAAUUUGCUAUGCAGAUGUCAGAAAUAUAGCUACUUUUUUUUACAGAUUGUAUGCUUUCCACAGGUACUACAGGUACUAAAGAUGACAAGAAAAUUAGAUCCUCUCAGGAUUUCAAGCUAUUUUGUUUGUUUUAUUUUUGUCUUCGGCAAGGAAAGCCAUUUUGUCUCCUCGUUGUUAAUACUACAGCAGGUUUCAGUUUGAUAUACCAAUACAAAUAUUUUUCUUUAAUCAACUAAAUUUAACACCUCAAAGGUCUCUUUUGUCCAAAUCUGUCAGACACCGUUUUGUUGCAAAAAGUGUUGUUUAAAAGCUCCUUCAUACUUCUGCUAACACCAAAUCACCACACUGUGCUCUUACUGUACAUUUUAUUCAGUCUGCUAAACCACUAUACCAAAAAUGAAACCCCAAACUACCUUGUGUCUUCACUUAAUGUCAUGCUUAUAAAUCACUUUAAACUCACUCACUUUCUGCAACAGCUGCACUUUCCCUGUGCUGUAUUUGCAAAAACAUAGUAAUAUCAUCCUGUAAAUCCAAUGCAAUAGAUAGUCUUAUUAAAGUAAUGGCUGGUAGUAACAUCCUCUACAGAUUACUGAAGGAGACGGACAUUUUUUUCUGGUUCAGUUUAAACAAGAAACUAGGUUUGUUUUUGCCACUUGAGCUGUUCUUACUUCAAAUGAAUUUUUUUAUGCUGUCGGGGUAUUGUGUGAAAAAACCUUGUCCAAGAUGUUUUUCCUUCAAGGAUUACAUGCUCUUAAGCUAAUGGAUUUGUGCUGAAGUAACAAGGUGCUUUAAUUUCAUUGUUUCAUGAUAGGAUUGUAAGGCUAAAUGGUACCACACCCUGAGUGUUAAAUGUGCCUCAACUGUGGAUCAGUUAAAGCAAAAGAAGCUAUUUUACCUAAAUGUUGUUUGCCAACAUUUUUUCAAGUGUUGAUCCUAAAAUAGGCAAACCAAAUAAGAUGAUGGGGUGAGAGACUUAAACUGGACUAAUUUUAGGUUGUCAAAAAGAACAACCUUUUAUUUCAGCUACCGGCGGAUAUCCGUUUUGAAAACAGCCCUCAACACAUGAGCUAUGAACAAAAAAUAUGCAGUAAGUUAAUGUUCUUGGCUGUGUUUUGGGCUGAAGAAUAUUUUAAAAAUCAUAGCUAAUCAGAACAAUUGUCUUGGUUGUAUGUGCUUUUAUCGAGGUACACACAUUUCUUUGGUUAUUUUUUCAACUUUUUCUACUUGUAUACACUGUGUACUUUUUAUUAUCUUUGUAAGCUGUGCUUAUAUGACCUUUUUAGUUCUUCUGUUUUCCUUGGUGUCAGUGAACUGGCUUUCAUGUUAUAUUUGCUUUUUUGGUAUGUCACUUAUUUUGGGCUCUGAGACAAAUCUACAGUAUGAGUACUUUCUUUCUGUAACGUUUACAUUGGCUUUGUAAUUGUUCUUUGUUGAUGUUAUUGUUUGUGUAACACUUAACUGCAUGAUGCAGAGUGUAAUUAUAUGGCAUUAAUAACCACACAGAAAAUCUGUCACCUUUUUGCUCCCUCUGGUUGUUAUUACUGCCUGCCAUAAAAAAAUAACUCAUACAGACAGGAUUGUAUGAUGCUAUGAUACCACUGGUGAAACUGUUGCAUAUACAGAACAUACUUAAAACCAUAACAUUGUGUAAUUAUAACGUGGCAGUUUUGACUGGCCUGUGCCAGUUUUUAUAGGCUUACAGUGCACUUUUGUAAAGAAGGGUCUGAAAAGCUGCAAAAACAAAUGUAGGGUCUAUUUUGUCUUUUAUGCUUUGUUUGUAGAAACGUUUUUGUGUGGUGAAUAAAUAGGUGUUUCCUCAUUUACCUCUUUGGAAUAAAAAAAGCGCUACACAUAGCUCUGGUCAAACCAGAACUUAAAAAUCAUUCCUCAUUUAAUCAGCUUACAGAGACAGGCUUCAUACUAAAUCACUGA